This is a messenger RNA of Arachis stenosperma, 321 nucleotides long. RefSeq names its product glycine-rich RNA-binding protein blt801-like. The record is from RefSeq and is a predicted model, not a curated record. NCBI's taxonomy places the organism in Eukaryota, Viridiplantae, Streptophyta, Magnoliopsida, Fabales, Fabaceae. The transcript has 3 exons. Bases 1 to 321 code for a protein of 106 amino acids.
AUGGGUGGAAGGGGGAGGGGAGGACGCGGGGUGGGGGUGGGGGGAAGGGAAAGGGGGGAGGGGGACGGCGGUGGCGUUGGUGGUGGUGGAGUGGCAGUGACUGUUGAUGAUGCUGAUGGUGGUGAUGAUGAUGAUGCUGAUAAUGGUGGUGGAGUGGCAGUUGGUGGUGGUGGUGGUGGUGAAGAGCCCAGUAAUGUUGUCAGAAAAUUAUUGACAGGUUUGGUUCCCAAUUCCCGCUACUCAAUAGUCCUUCAAACAUGUGUGGAAAGUCAACAUGUGGGAGGCGUGUUGCAAUACGUGGGAGGCGUGUUGGACACGUAG